AGACCUGUCGCCCCGCCUGGGGGCCUGAGGCCUGUCACCCCGCCUGGGGGCCCAGUGCCUGUCGCCCCACCUGGGGGCCCGGUGCCUGCUGCUCCGCCUGGGGGCCCGGUGCCUGCUGCUCCGCCUGGUGGCCCGCUGCCUGCUGCUCCGCCUGGUGGCCCGGUGCCUGCUGCUUCGCCUGGUGAUCCGAUCCCGAUGUGCCUCUGCCUGAUGUGCCUCUGCCCGAAGUGCCUCUGCCCGGUGUGCCGCUGCCCGAUGGGCCUCUGCCCGGAGUCCUGCCCGGUGUGCCGCUGCCCGGAGUCCUGCCCGGCCGCUCCUUGAGGGGGGGGUACUGUC
This is a messenger RNA of Staurois parvus, 336 nucleotides long. Lineage: Eukaryota; Metazoa; Chordata; Amphibia; Anura; Ranidae. The record is from the annotation of a GenBank genome assembly.